Aspergillus sclerotioniger CBS 115572 is the source of this 1996-nucleotide messenger RNA. RefSeq lists its product as uncharacterized. Gene Ontology annotation, biological process: regulation of transcription by RNA polymerase II. Lineage: Eukaryota; Fungi; Ascomycota; Eurotiomycetes; Eurotiales; Aspergillaceae. The coding region runs from base 451 to 1581 and encodes 376 amino acids. Gene Ontology annotation, molecular function: DNA-binding transcription activator activity, RNA polymerase II-specific. The transcript has a single exon. The record is from RefSeq and is a predicted model, not a curated record.
CAGAGCCCCAGCGCGGAAUGGCUGUUUUGAGUGCAGGAACCGGCGAAUCAAGGUAGGUCUCCUUGGAUUUAAUCCCGGCGAAGCUUAACUUAAGUUGUCUGGGCCUGCCUGCUGUUUUCUUGGUCGUCGAUUCCGCUGAAAGUUUUCCAUCUUGGCUUCAUUUCAUUUUAUUUCAUUUCAUUUCCCUUCUUCUUCUUCUUCUUCUUUUGCCUUUCUCCCUACCCGCCGGGAUGCCUGGGUGCUUGGAUGCCUGAAUGAUGCAGUGAUUCCUCCAUCCAUCCCUCCCUCUCUCCUUCCCACCCUGGAUAUGUACUGCCUCGUGAACCUCUACGGGCUUGUUCAAUUGCUGCUGUGAAUCGGGACCUCGCUGUUCCCCUGAAUUUCAUCUCCGCUGUCUUACCAUUGGCACUGGUGGGCCAGUUUCUCCCCGAUAUAUACUGAUUGGCCGGGAUGCAGUGUCCGAACGAACACCCCCAGUGCUCCCAUUGCACCAGCGACAACAUAAUAUGUCAAUAUCUCUCCUCGUCCACCUCUCUCGUCUGGCCAAGGGUCAAGUCUCGCUCCACCACUCCGACCAUCCCCCCGUCCCGCACGGCAUCGCCAGCCCACCUGAACCCUAGGGUCUUCGCAGAGUACCGAGUCGUUAUGGAUCCCGUCGCCCCUCAGAGCCCCGCGGGCGAGCUCAACAUCCAGGAUCUGGAAUUGAUGAUGCAAUGGUGUACCACUACCUACCGGUCUGUCUCGCGGAAUAGCUCGGUGGAGGGGAUCUGGCAGGGCGUGGUUCCGCGGGAAGCCAUGCGCCACCCAUUCUUGAUGCACGGCAUCUUGGCCCUCUCCGCCCUGGAUCUGGGCUUCAACUCUCCUCCCGGCCCUCCGAAAGACUACUACACCCGAACCGCCCAGACCCAUCAGUCCCGGGCCGUGACCGGUCUCAACAAGGUCGCGGGAAACCUGGACCGAUCGAACUGCAACGCCGCUUUUGCACUUUCCAGUAUCAUGGUGGUCUUCUCCUUUGCUUUUCCUCGAACAACGGACAAACGCGGGGAUGUAUUGGACGAGCUCCUGGAGAUAUUCCGGUUCACACGCGGGUCGGUGGACGUACAAGGAGGAAUCAUCGAAUGGGUUGCAGCUGGAGAGUUCAGCCCGCUGCUCGAGUACGACAAUUCGCAGCCAACGAUGCCCGACACAUCUCGACUAGCGAUCAUGUCGUUGUCGCGGCUGAAUACCAACCUGGCGAGCGACGAUCCCGCGCACGAAAAGGACACGUAUGAUACAACGAUUCGGUACCUGAGUUACUCGCUGGACAAGCUCGCUCGGGGCGGCGAGACGAUGAUUAUUGCGUUUCAGUGGAUUUUCCAGAUUCCGCCGCGAUACAUGGAAUUACUCCGGGAGAGGCAGCCAUUUGCGUUAGCAAUUCUGGCCCAUUACGCGGUGAUUAUCCACUCGCUGCGAGGACAUUGGUGGAUGGGCGAGUGGGGGGCACGACUGAUCCGGGAGAUCGGCCAGCAUUUGGGUGCCGACUGGCGAGACUCCAUCAGCUGGGUGGUGGACGCAACGGGCUGCUAUAUUCCUCCGGUCUGAGACUGCUCGGAAUCAAUCCUUUCAUUCACCUAUUUAGGGAUGUGAUCGUUGUUACCAUCCGUGAGACGAGUGCAGCGCGCCCGCUGCCAUAAAGAUCCUCGCAAAGAGGCAGGUGACCCCACUGCCAUGACACGAGUCACCAUGCAGCUCACUGACAGAUGGAGCCAUGUCGUCGGCUACCAUAAGAAAUGAGGAUCUCGACGUCUGGGGAGGCCGACCGGGGCAAGCACUAGGGGUGAACACUACGAAGACAAUGAGCUAGUGAGGACAAGAUGAGACUAUCAACCGCCAAUCCGCCGCGAAAGGAGGGUGCUGGCCAUCUGACCGACGGAAAGGCCUGGUCAAGGAACAAUGACCACAUGGAGCAGCUUGGCAUGACCAUAGCACUAGAACAAGUUAUAGUACGAACACAAAU